GUCGCGUGAGGCCAAAAUCUCCGGGUACCCGACCUAAGGCGGAGGGCGAGGAGGCCUCAGACUCUUUGGAACUCUAGCCGAUUUCACAGUUCUGCAUGUCAGCCGCUGAGGAUGCCGGUAGAAGAUGAAGCGGCCGAAGAGGACCCGGAAGCAGUCUCCUCCCGAAGGAGAAGUCACAGUAGUCCUAAAUGACAGAGCUUAACCAUUUUUGUACACUAUGGAGGAUUUUGACUUGGUGGAAAAUUUACAAAAGACGUCACCUUCUGUAGAAUCUGAUAUUAAAAGCGCUCCCCACCCCCUUGGGUUGAGCUUGUGUGCUAAUAGAAGUAGUCCCCACCUUAGUACAAAUGGGGUCUCCUCUUUCUCAGGGAAGACCGGGCCACCUGUCAUUCAAGGGACAGUGGAAGUUCUCACUGCUUUAAGACAAGACCUACAGAACAGUGGCCGGACUGACUCAGAACUUUGGAAGAGUUGCGAGGCCAGGUGGUUGCAGCUCUUCAGUGUGGUUGAGCAACAUUGCCAGGAGCAGAUUGUCGCCCAGCAGGAGCAGUUCCAUAGGCAGAUCCAGCGAAUACAGGAGGAGAUCCGGAAGUUAGUGAAAUUGCGGCUCAGCAAUGCUUCCUGGCCUUCGUGCAGCAGCAGCAGCAGCUCGGUGAGCGAGCAGGUGUCUGCAGAAACCCAAAUGGGCUUCUUUUCUGAAAACAGUGAGAGAAAUGAGUCUGUUGUCAGUUACCCAGCAUCCAAGGAACCCGAGACACAGCCAGCAUCGUCCACAUCCCACCCAGACUGCAAUGCGGACAGCAGCUCAGUGAGUAGUGGCUACGGCACCUUCUGCAUCCUGGACAUGAACAAGGCUAAGGAGCCCAAUGAGCCCUUGGAGCCCGAGGCAGCUUCACAGGGGCAGCAGCCAGCCUCUGUGGUGCAGGCACAUGCCCCUGCAGGGGGCGCAGCAGCCAUAAACUUCUUCACACAGACCCCAGAAGAGCUUUGUGCCUCUCUAAAGGAAGACAUCUCCACUUUUCCUGGGGAAUUUGAACGGAAUUUUCUUGGUGAAAACAAGAUCUCUGAAGUAUACAGUGGGAAAGCAAAUAGCGGUAAGUCUGUAACAUCCUGGGCACAGAGGCUGAAGCAGAACCAGCCAAAGCAGGCUCAUACAGAGGACGACUGCUCCAGACAUAAGCCAGGGAGCAAGCUGAACCGCAAGCCUCCAGCUGAAACAUGUGACCUCGCUGCUGAUGCUGCACAUCCUUGUGCCUUUUACCUCAAUAAGCCAGCCGAAAGCCCAAGUUGGUUGUCUGAUUCAGGAACAGGGCUGACUUACUGGAAGCUGGAGGAGAAGGACAUGUAUCACUCUUUGCCUGAAACUUUGGAGAAGACAUUCGCACCAUCCCCCGCAGAGAGGCCCCUGAGCCAGGUCCUGGCUCUUGAUCCAGCAGCCAUACAAGUGAAGCCGAAGGAACAUGUUGCUGGGACCCAUCCCCACGGCUUUCUGCAUGCUCUGGACAACAGAAUAUCCUUUUCCCCAGACUCCGUUCUGGAACCAAGCCUGUCUAGUCACUCAGACACGGACUCGUUUUCACAAGCAAGUCAUAAAUCUUCCCAGGUGUCUGGGUUCCCCAAGUGUCCUUCAGCUGCGAGAGCAUCACCCGUGGACACUUGGAAAAGCCAUGCAUUCCAAAGGGAAAGUAGGGCCAGCUCCAUGAACCCUUCACGCCACACCAUCACUAGCAACGACACCGUCACUAGCAACGACACCUCAGUCAAAACUGUAGACGAAGAGAACACUGUCAAAGUGGCCUCAGUCAGUCAGUCCCAGCUUCCAGGUACAGCCACCAGUGUCCCAGAAUGCAUUUCAUUGGCUUCCCUGGAAGAUCCUGUGAUGUUGUCUAAAAUCAGGCAGAACCUCAAGGAGAAGCAUGCACGACAUGUGGCCGACCUUCGCGCUUAUUAUGAGUCGGAGAUAAGUAGUCUGAAGCAGAAACUGGAGGCCAAAGACAUUUCGGCUGUUGAAGAGUGGAAGCAGAAAAAUGAAAUUCUUGUGGACAGGUGUGGCCAGCUGGACAGUGCAUUGAAUGAAGCUACUAGCCGGGUGCGCACACUUGAGAAGAAGAAUAACUUGCUAGAAAUAGAAGUGAAUGACUUGAGAGAGCGCUUCAAUGCAGCCAGCAGUGCCUCCAAAGUUUUGCAGGAACGAAUUGAAGAAAUGAGGACAAGCAACAAAGAGAAAGAUAACACCAUCGCUCGGCUGAAGUGUCGGCUGCAGGAGCUGGAGGAAGCCUUCGAGAAUGCUUACAAGCUCUCAGACGACAAAGAAACAAGGCUGAGACAAGAAAACAAGAUGUUUCAGGAUCUCUUAGGAGAGUACGAAUCCCUCGGCAAAGAACAUGGGCGAGUAAAGGAUACAUUAAACACAACUGAGAACAAAUUGCUUGAUGCACACACUCAGAUUUCUGACUUGAAAAGGACGAUCUCUAAACUCGAAGCUCAGGUGAAGCAGGCGGAACACGAGAGUCUGCUGAGUCUUCGCAAUGUCGCCAAAGCUCCCGCGAGGCCGUCCCGGUCCAACUCCCUAGCCACCUCGGAUGUCAGCAGGAGGAAGUGGCUGAUUCCAGGAGCAGAGUACUCCAUCUUUACCGGGCAGCCUCUGGACCCCAGGGACAGGAAGAGCCAUAAGCAGCUGGAGGAAGCCUGUGUUCCUGGAUACCAUUCUCCUCCAGAAAAGGACUCUUCACUUGGAAGUUCACCAGCAAGCCUAUUGAUUAAAAAGAAGAGGGACGCUCCGGACACACCGCCAAUCAUCAAGGCUUUAAAGGAACUUGAUGAAGAAAGAGUAUUUAAAAGUUGGGGGACACAGACAGAGAAAGACGAUUCUUCGAGUCAAUUCAUGAGUCCUCGGCAAACGGAGCCUUCAGUCACUACAGGCCGUUCCCCGGAGAAAUGUGCCCAACAGAGACCAAAGAGACAAAGUUCGGCUUCACAAAGGUCGUCGUCUCUCCCACCCUCCAACCGGAAAGCCAACACUCCAACAAAAAGAGAGAUUAUGCUGACACCAGUGACCGUGGCUUAUAGUCCUAAGCGGUCCCCUAAAGAAAAUCUGUCCCCUGGAUUUAGUCAUCUCCUCAGCAAAAAUGAAAGCAGUCCAGUACGAUUUGAUAUCCUUUUGGAUGACUUAGAUACCGUUCCUGUGUCCACGUUACAGCAAACCAAUCCAAGGAAACAGCUCCAGUUUCUUCUCGAUGACUCAGAAGAAAAAAAGUAUUCAGAAAAAAGCAGUGAUGACCCUGUUAGUCCUAGCUCUUGUCCUGAACACUCACCAAGUGGACUGAGGAAAGUGUCCAUGAGACAAGCCUGGGAGAAGAAGAAGUCACUUAUCCUGGAGCCGUGUCAGCCGGGAUCAGCAACACCACAGGACAGUGGUUUUGAAUAUACAGCAAAGAUUAGGACCCUAGCUGAAACGGAGCGAUUUUUUGAUGAACUUACAAAAGAAAAAGACCAGAUUGAGGCAGCACUAAGCCGAAUGCCUUCUCCUGGAGGAAGAACCACUUUACAAACGAGACUCAAUCAGGAAGCCUUGGAAGAUCGUUUGGAAAAGAUCAAUCGUGAGCUGGGCUCAGUUCGGAUGACCCUCAAGAAGUUUCAUGUUUUGCGCAGCUCUGCAAAUCUUUGAGACUGGUAGCCAUUAAACUUGAGACAUUUUUUGUUUGCACUAAUGUAACAAUUAUGCACUCGGAAAAGGCCCGCUCUUUUCUACUGUUUAUAAGCCUUCAGACAGUAGUUUUACAAUCAUGCUAUUCUUACACCUGCUAUUUUAUACUUAAAAAUGGCCACAUAUUUUCAAGAUAUUUUUGUUAUGCUCAGGAACCUCUUGUAUAUUUUACUAUUUAAAAAGCAUUAUUUUUAAAUAGCACAUGUCUCCAAUUUCUAUCAACAAGAAGGAAAUGUAACUGGGGAGGCAGCUUGUUUGUAAAGAAAUAGUGUUAUCCUUUUACAACGAACUUUGCACACUGGGUUUAUAAACUUGUUCUACACUGUAAAUAGAAUUCAUUUUUAAAAUAAAUUCUUAGCAGCUUCCAUAAGGAUAGACUGAUAUGCUAGAUAUUUAAAACAUUAUAGUAUAGUUUGCAUUUAGGUUCUGUAGAAGUUUUUAAGAAAUGAUAACACAAUUCCUAUGUGAAACACAUGCCUUGAAUAGUAGAAUAAUUGGGCCGGCAAGAAGGCUCAGCAGGUAAAAGCGCUUGCCGCCAAGCCUGAAGACCCGUUUAAAGUCCAGGACCCACGUGUUAGAAAGAGAGAAACAGCUCCCACAGGCUGUCCUCUGACCUCUGCACACACCGUGGCGCGUUCACAUCCCUUCCCACCCCAGUAAGUCAAUGGUUUAAAAAAAAAGUAGUCCUUGAGUGCCGGAGAGUUUAAAACUGCAUAGAUAUAACUUAUUUCUCUACAAUAAUUUUGUUUGUGAGGAAAGAAAACGAUUAGAGCUGGAAGCAGCAGGCGGAGAGCUGGGUUUCCUGCCCGAGCGUCGUUCAUGCUUUACAUUGUGGCCUACCUUGGACUGUUCCCAGGGUGGCUCCAGUUUCCAUUAAGCAUAAAGCUUUAGCUCCCAAAGUUAUCAUCGGAACAAUUUCACCCUCUUAACCUCCACCCUUGCCAAAGAGAAAAGCACUUCCACAGUAGCGCUGUAAGAACCAUUGGUCUGCGCUCAGAGCACUCGACCCUGCUUGAUAAUGGACAGAGGAUGUGUGUUCCCCAGGGCCCUGCAGCAGACUGUAGCUCGUCACCUGGGUGGCAUUCCCUAACUCUCUGUAAGAGCGCUGUGUGGGCAGGAGAAGCAGUUCCCAACUAGGAGCAGCAAGUAUCCUGUCUGUGUUGGGACCGUUGGUGAUGUCUGGGCUGCUCACCCACUCCCUUUCUGGUGGCCAGUGCGAACCCAGCACCCACGUAUUUGUGCUCUGAGUCUGCAGACACUCGUCUGAGCUCUCGCCAUUGGUUGCCAGGGCCAGGGCUCAGGCUUUUGAGUUUGGUUUGCCCCUGGGUUCUUUCUCCACAAUGAGAAACUACUGAGAACGACCCAAGGCAUCCAGGCAGCUCCAUUUCAGUGUAUGAGUCUCAGCAGGUUCAGGUGGUCUCCGAGCGUUUUCUCGCCAAAGCUUCACCUAUGCCCUGUUCAACUUGGGGCUCUCAGGCAUGAGGGGACCCUUGGGAUAGUCCCUAAUCUUUGAGCUCCUCUUCAGUAACCAGUGAAGAGUUACUUAAUCAGGAUUUCCUAUCAUUAGAAGCAAGUGCCUUUAUUCUUGAUUUUUUUUUCAGCCUUUUAAAAAUUAUGUUACAGUUUAAAAAAAAAAAAAAGAUUCAUUUUAAGCAAGCUCUUGUAUAGUUGUGAUGAGUGCUUAUAAAGGGAUAGUCUAUUUUUUAAUAUGUCCCUCCAUGUGACAUGCAGAACUGAGGGGCUGAGAGUACUGCCCACGUGGUGGUAGAGUGGUGGCCGCGUGUGUGAGGGCACGUGUGCUGGCACCAACAAACAUGACUGCCCGAACAAGCUAACAGUGCUCUCGUGUGUCUCAUCGUUCCCUCCUCUCAUUGUAUAUAGUCAAUUGUAUCCUGAAGAAGAAGAAGAAGAAAUUGCCACUAGCUUUAUCUUGCCAAGGAGUUAUCUUCUUGGGUGCCUAUAAUUGGCUGAUUCCAAAAAAGGUAUUAAGCGCCAUGAAAACAUCUUCUGCGCUUCUCAGAAAGCAUAUGCUUUGGUUUUUGAAGUGUGUAAUAGAUGUAAACUAUCAAUUACUUAUUUGAAAAAGAAAUUUCAUUCUUCUCUUCCUCACAGCUAUAAAGAAAGACACCAAGGGGCGUGCUUGCAGCUGCCUCUGCCCUGAGUAAUGCGUAUCUCAUGAACACUCAGCUAAAAAGCGGCUCAGCCUAAAAGCGGGCAGGGUAGCAGUCUUAAAGAGCAUCUGUUACCCAAGAGAGGCAAACUGUUUUCUGUGCUGGGAUGGAUUAAAAAACAACAACAAUCCCAGUGAGCCUGCAGCUUCUGGGAAGUGCCUUUUACCGUGUACAUAGAAAGUAACCUCUCCAGCUGCGGAGCUGUGUCUCUCUCUUCUCCCAAAGCCCGUCUGCGGGAGCUCUGAGGGGUGGCUCCAGGAGAAGCAUUAUCUGGAACUAACGCCCUGCUGGUGGAGGCCGAGAAGGGAGGUUUGGGGCCGGCCACACCCUGGCCCAGGCCCGCUUUCCUUAGUGUAGAGACCAAAGGAGAGGAGAAUCCUUUCAGUGCAGAUCGGCCAGUGUGAAGUGAGUGUGCACCGAACCACGGUUCAGAUGAACCAGUUCCUGCCAUGUUGAAUUAGUGAUUUCUUUUUUUAGAAAUGGUUUAUUUAUGUUUAUGUGCAUUGGUGU
Mus pahari (shrew mouse) is the source of this 6387-nucleotide messenger RNA. RefSeq names its product M-phase phosphoprotein 9 (gene Mphosph9). Bases 218 to 3667 code for a protein of 1149 amino acids. Gene Ontology annotation, cellular component: centriole. NCBI's taxonomy places the organism in Eukaryota, Metazoa, Chordata, Mammalia, Rodentia, Muridae. The transcript is spliced from 23 exons. The record is from RefSeq and is a predicted model, not a curated record.